UUCCUGUUCGCGUUACCUUAUAUUUUCCUCCUCGAUAUAACAUUUGUUUUCUUAUCAAGGAGAAUGUAACAGCCUCAGUGUCAACUGAACCUUGAUAGAAGUGGUCGCGUUUCCCCCUUUUGUAUUUUCGGUCCCGCAUGCCGCUGCCCCCGCUGUCUUUUACUGCAUAUAGCUAGAUGUAUUUUGUGUCCCUUGUUUCCUCCAGUAACCCAUGUCUGUGUGCAUCCCGCCUCCCUGCGCUCUCAAUAGAUGGUGCAAGUCAAAAUGUCCAAAUCGCCCGUAGACCCACUGUCUGCUGUGGAAACAGGCUCCCAAUCGCACUAUUUCCAGCUGCCCAGGAAGUUGCCUAAACGAAAGAGCCGUUUCAAACGCUCAGAUGGCAGCACCUCAUCUGACACAACAUCCAGCUUCAUCAAGCGCCAGGGGUCGGCUGAUUCGUACACCAGUAGACCGUCGGAUUCAGACCUGUCAGCGGAGGAGGACCGCGAGGCGUAUCGGCGUGAAGCCGAGCGCCAGGCACAGCUGCAGCUCGACAGAGCUAAGUCCAAACCUGUAGCAUUUGCAGUAAAGACGAAUGUGAGUUACUGUGGAGCUCUGGAUGAGGACUGUCCCGUCCAAGGAGCUGCAGUCAAUUUCGAUGCCAAAGACUUCCUGCACAUCAAAGAAAAGUAUAAUAAUGACUGGUGGAUCGGCCGGUUAGUAAAAGAGGGAGCAGACAUCACGUUCAUCCCCAGCCCGUUACGACUGGAGGCCAUGAGACUCAAACAGGAGCAGAAGCAGAGGAAAACAGGGGGUAACUCCUCUAGUUUAGGAGACAUGGUGACUGGGAGUUGGAGGACCACGCCGCCAUCUGCAGGUGAAUCCAAACAGAAGCAAAAACAGGAACACGUCCCUCCCUACGAUGUGGUGCCCUCGAUGAGGCCGGUGGUUCUCGUGGGACCAUCACUGAAGGGCUAUGAGGUGACAGAUAUGAUGCAGAAAGCUCUCUUUGACUUCCUGAAACACAGAUUUGAGGGGAGGAUCUCGAUCACACGAGUAACUGCCGACCUGUCUUUAGCUAAGAGAUCUGUCCUCAACAAAAGACCCAUAAUGGAGAGAUCCAACACACGCUCCAGCUUAGCGGAAGUCCAAAGUGAGAUUGAAAGGAUAUUUGAGCUCGCCAAAACCCUGCAGCUGGUGAUUCUGGACGCAGACACCAUCAACCAUCCCGCACAGCUAGCCAAAACCUCCCUUGCUCCCAUCAUUGUCUAUGUAAAAGUUUCUUCACCAAAGGUGCUCCAGAGGCUCAUCAAAUCCAGGGGGAAGUCUCAGAGCAAGCACCUGAACGUGCAGAUGAUGGCUGCAGACAAACUCUCUCAGUGCCCCCCUGAUAUGUUUGAUGUCAUUUUGGAUGAGAACCAGCUCGAGGAUGCAUGUGAGCACUUGGCUGAAUACAUGGAGGUCUACUGGAGAGCCACUCACCUCCCAGGAAACACCCCUCUUAACCCCUUAUUGGAGCAGAGUCUGAUGACCCCGCCUUCUGCCAUCUCUAGCCUACAGAACCAGAACAAGAACCAACCACAGCCUCAUGAGGGGGUGGGCUUGGAGGGUGACGAGGAGGAGGAGGAGGAAGCAGGCGAGGAGGCCCACUCCCCACUUGAGCAGGACAGUCUCAUGCCGUCUGACGAGGCCAGCGACUCCCUGUCUCGCGGCCGGAGGGGGAGCCCAUGCCAAAGGGGGGGUGAAGAGGAAGAUGAGGAGGAGGAAGAGGAGGAGGAAGAGGAGGAGGAUGAGUACACCUCCCCUGUCCAUGGUCGCACAUACAGGGACAUGUACCCCCCUCACCGUGGGCACACUGGCAGCGCCCACAGUGCUAACGGGCAUGAGUCACAGGACAGGCUGCUCCAACGCGAAGCUCAGCAAGGUCACAACCAGAGGAACAACCGCCAGCGCAGCCGCCCCUGGCCCCGAGACACCUACUGAGGAAGACCAGCCCUCCUCCCCCUGCCUCCAGAUCACCUGAAUCACCCCCGUCUGAUGUCGUAUGUUCCUAAUUCAGAGAUUUAUAAAGUUGCCCUGCUCCAAACUGUAAUCAUACAAACAGAAUCAGAUGCCCUGAUUAUAAAGCAGAAUACUUUAUUUAAAGUGAUUCCAGUCCCAGUCUCCCAAACUCCUAGAUUAUUUUAACAGAAGGAAAACUCCUACAGAUAAAAAUCAACAGGGCUAAUAGAAAGGUUUCAGGCUACCAGCUGGCGCAAACUCAAACUGCUUUGCCUAAGGUUUCUCUGUCGUAGGAUGUCUCAUAUACUGGCCUUAAAAUACCUUAAAAGACUUUUAACUAUCUUUACUAUUGCAUGUCUGAGUAUAAUUCUUUUAAGACUAUUUGCACAUUAACGUCAGAACAGGAACUGAAUGAUCUUUACGGAUAAACUUACGUAGGAAUGUCUACUGUUGAAUCCAUUUAUGGGAAAUAGUGAUGCAUUUGAUUACAAUGUAUAUAUACUGAAUGGGCACCUGGUUUUGUUUCAUUGCUACUAUAUUUGUUUGAUUUUGUUGAUAUGGACUUGUUUGUUGUUUCAGAAAAUGUUUGCCAUCCAUCAGUCAGUUUGUACUCAGAUUAUGGCAAAUGGCAUGUGACAGAAACACAGAUAGACACAGUUAGACUGAAUAUUAGAAUGAUUCUAUUGUCAAUAGAGCCUGAUCGAUACAACAGAUGACUGGUAUUGAUGGCAGAUAGAGAUCUAUUAAAGUUCAAUAUCAGCAUAAUUUAAAGACACCUCUUUCAUGAUACAGUUGCGUAGGAAAUGAAUGAAAACAUCAGAUAUUGCAGGCAAACUCUUGCACAGAUUUGUUGACAAUAAGUGCAAUUUUGACAACAUGAAGUACCAGGUUUCACAAGGUAUGCACAAGUUCAGCAAAGCCUAGCCUGAACACAGUUCUAACUGAGUUUACACACUCACUUCUCUCUUCAGCUGAGAGAAUUUGCACACAGUAAGUAGCAGCUCAUAGCUGUUUCAGACUAAAUGCAUGGUGGCUGUGUAAUGCCCGCAUCAUGGGCAUCCUGAUUUUUAUUGUAGUGUGCAUGUUGACAAGUCGGGGCUUACAGACUCUCUGGGCAAGCAUCUGGUCUCACAUACCGGGUACGCUUGUCUCAUGCACCAGGAAUCCAGAGAAUAGAAGGCUUGUCUAUUGUCUUCGCAAGCUGCAUGGGUCUCUAGGCUGAAUUAGACAGGAAAAUGAUGAACAGACAUUUUUACCUUUUCAAAGAGAUAUGUACAGUAGUGUACAGAACUUUUAGGUAUAAUUGGUCAAAAAAUUGAGGCAAGUAAUGGCAAGUAAGCCCUCCUGAGGGCACCAUCGGUCAAGAAGGAGAAUUGGCACAACCCUGGUUGUGCUCUGAACAUCUUUGCAUAUUACCAGGGGCAUGGAGAAUAAUAUGUUGAACAAAUCCAGUCCACACCUUUAGGGUGGCGUAAAGGGUGGAUUUGGCAAGUAAGCGUGGCUAAGGGUACCGUUUUACCAGGAUUGCCAUGAGCCCUAAGGAUCUGAAAACCGCCAACAGUCCCUGGACGUUUCACCAGGGGUGUGAGGGCGUGGACAAAAGAGAUUCUGUUGAGCUUGACCUGCCGUGUGACACACGAGUAGACGUGACUGUGUAGUUUUUCAUUGGCUGAGAUGAUUUCAUCUGUCCAACAACAGAAUAGCUGUAAAACUUCUUGUGUUUUAGUCGAUGAUUUCAACACUCUGUGUUAGUGUUCUUAUUUACACAGGCUGUAGACUAAGGUUGUUGCUAUUAUCACCUAUCAUAAUUCUUUGUCUUUACUUACCUUUUUGUUGCAGUCUGUGGAUAAAAGUCAGUUUAACAAAAGUUUGUCUGUUGAGACACUUAGGCAAAAGAGUUGAAACUAAAAUAAAUGCUGUAUAAAAGAAUGCUUUUCACUGAUUGAUCAGAGGUAGUUAAAUGUUUUCAUGCAACAGUGUAUUGGUUUGGGCGUUAACUCUACUGGUGAACCUUGUGUCUCUUGGUGCAAUCAAACAAUAAUUCACCUUAAGUUAUAAACUACCUUGUUUCCAUGUAGGGUUUAGAGUGGACAAUAAACUAAAAAACUAAACUACAUAUAGAACUUGUGCAUAGUUGGUGCAGGAUUGCCUGCAAUUUUUGGUAAUUUAAAACAAGAAAUUGACAUGAUUGGUGGAAAACAAAGCUACAGAGCCCAGUCAUACGCAACCACUUCUGUUGCUUGAUAUAGUUGUUUCUUCUUUACACAUUUGCAUAGUAGUAAUGCUGCAGACACAGUCUUCAUAGAAAUGUCCAUUUAUAUUACAAUGAAAUCCCUAUAUCUGCAACUGUAUCAGUAAUUGAUAAAUUUGUAUUCUAUUCUGAUAUCGAUCAGGCUCUAUGUGUGAGUACGAAGCUGCAGUCCAGCAUUAGUGUCACCUACUGUACAGUGCACUCUGGGCAUUGCUUGUCUUUGCUGUUGCACAAUCACCUCUAAAAUCUUUUUUAAAAAGGGCACAGAGAAUGUACACACAACUAAGAAAGGGAAUGUUAUCUUUAUAAGGAUGAAUUCUUUGCCAAACUGCUUGUUUACAUCGAAUCAUUCACAUACUUCUCAAGCACAUGCUGCACAGCUGCAGCGCCUCUUCAGAUUCAGGCUUCAGAGAAUGUAAGCUUGCAUGCCUUUUGCACCUCCAAGCACCGUCCGGUGUCUCCAACCCAACCGAUCGCCCUGUAAUCCGAUUGUAGCACGUUAUUGAUUGUAGCAUCCACGGUUACUUCUCCCGCCACUCCUUUGUACGUCUUUGCCAAACAUUGCAUAGAGUUUGUGUACUGCAGGUUUACAGUCGAUUAUCAAGGCAGAUCCUCAGGUGUACACACUCAUCGCGCUCCACAAAUCGAAUGUGUAGUGCUCCUGAUAAAAGGACUCGUAGCACCCGUUGACACGAUUCACUCAUUCUGUUCCUGCAUCAUUUUGAAUCCGUGAGCCGAUGAUUUGAUUUUGGGCGCGAUGUCGACGGAGUAUCGAAACCGGUUUUAAGGAGUUUUACUGCUUCCAUGUCUCACAGGUAUCUCCCUAUUUAGUGUUCUGUAUAUUUUAAAGAGAAAAAAAAUCAGCAUGAUUGAAAAAAAGAAAAAAAAUCUAUGCAAGUGUUGCAUGAAAAUCUGAUUGUUUCUUUUUAGAGUUAAGUAUUUUAGUAAUGCAUUGAUUCUAAUUCUCCUUGUUGUCUUGUAGUGAUAGUCUUGUCUUUGAGGCUACUCACUCCUCAUGCCACUAACAACACUAUUACUAAAAUUCUCAUUUUUUCCACUCUAUUGGUUUUGACACUUGUUGAUGCACUUUUAAAAGUCACUGGCUAAAAGAAAAGUUUCCAGGUCCCAGAUCAGGCCUAAAUUCUUUUAAUUUGUAAAAAAGGAAAUGAUGAGUGAAUUAUUAAAGCCCUGCAUGUGUUAGUUCACCAAUUAGCUCUUUUCAUUCUGUUUUGGCAGAGUAUGUUUUUCAAAGCGGACCAAUUUAGCAACUGAUAAAGCAGUUGAGGUUUUUUCAAUUUAUGAAGCACAAUUUUUACAAGGGUUAUAAUUUAGUUUCCUGUCUUAUUCUGUAUGCAAUACUAAGCCUAACAUUGAAAAACUUAAAAACGCCUUAGACCAUCUGGACUUCCUCUUUUGUGUGAGUAGAGAAUUUAAAAAAAUUGCACUACUUUUUUUUGGGAUGGUUGCUUUGUAAUGCAAUAACUGCACUAAAUAUAACCGUGUAUUCACCAGACUACCACAGCGUGCUAGCGUGACCAAACACGCCUCUUCCCUCUAUUUAUCAAAAGAGACAGCAAAUGUGUAAAAAGUGAGACAUUUCCUGCCUGAUGCUGUAUAGAAUGCUUUCUAUUUGAAAAUAGAUUUACAAUGCUAAGUAAAAAUAUGACUAAAACAAAAUAAACAUGACAUUUUAUGUA
Cheilinus undulatus (humphead wrasse) is the source of this 5928-nucleotide messenger RNA. It is a transcript of the gene cacnb3a, whose product is annotated as calcium channel, voltage-dependent, beta 3a. Bases 250 to 1962 code for a protein of 570 amino acids. The transcript is spliced from 14 exons. The record is from RefSeq and is a predicted model, not a curated record. NCBI's taxonomy places the organism in Eukaryota, Metazoa, Chordata, Actinopteri, Labriformes, Labridae. Gene Ontology annotation, biological process: regulation of voltage-gated calcium channel activity; chemical synaptic transmission; neuromuscular junction development. Gene Ontology annotation, molecular function: protein binding; high voltage-gated calcium channel activity. Gene Ontology annotation, cellular component: voltage-gated calcium channel complex.